Musca vetustissima is the source of this 1334-nucleotide messenger RNA. RefSeq names its product acyl-coenzyme A thioesterase 9, mitochondrial-like. Gene Ontology annotation, cellular component: mitochondrion. The transcript is spliced from 3 exons. Gene Ontology annotation, biological process: acyl-CoA metabolic process. Bases 76 to 1317 code for a protein of 413 amino acids. Gene Ontology annotation, molecular function: fatty acyl-CoA hydrolase activity. NCBI's taxonomy places the organism in Eukaryota, Metazoa, Arthropoda, Insecta, Diptera, Muscidae. The record is from RefSeq and is a predicted model, not a curated record.
CCAUGUAUAUAUGGCUCAUUGCCAAUUAGAAAUAAUCUAAUUUUGUCUUCUAGCAAUGGUGCAGUAGCAUCAUCCAUGACGAAGCGUAAUGUUGGUCUGAAACAUGGUCAAAAUGAUCCUGCCUAUGCUGGAACAAUGGCUGAGGUCAAAGAUAAAAUCAUGGAACGAUUAGGUUUAGAGCAUGGCUAUACACCGAUACCAAAACAUCGUGAUCAUUUAUUGAAAUAUGAACCAAAAGCAUCGGAUCUCGAACCACGUUCUAUGCAAGAUUCCUUCACCUCCGCCAUUUUACCACUGUCCACAGACAAGGCUCUACAAGAUCGCUAUGUUGCAUUCUUGGGUCAUGUCCGCCUAGGCCGUUUAAUGGAAGAUAUGGAUAUGUUUGCCGUUUGGGUAUGUCAUCAACAUGUUAAAUUGAAUAAUCUUCCCGAGGGUGUACCACUGCCAUAUACCUUUGUCACAAUAUUGGUGGACAAGAUUACAUUUACCAAUUUCCGAACCAAGGCAACUGAAGAUAUACGCCUUUCCGGUCAUGUCUCAUGGGUGGGUAAAAGUUCCAUGGAAAUUGUUGUGUGGCUGGAACAAAUGGAAAAUGGUGUGUGGCAUAAAAUCACCAGGGCUUUGUUCUUGAUGGUUGCCCGCAAUGCCACGAAUACUGGACCGGCUCCAGUUAAUCCCAUUAAACCGGCCACCGAAGAAGAAAAGGCGAUAAUGGAUGGUGGGAAUAUGCGUAAACAGCGAAGGCAAUUACUGCAGGCCUCUUCGAUUUUUAAAGUGGAACCCAAUGACUAUGAACAAUCGCUGAUGUAUGAACUAUUCAAGAGGACAACACCACAAACUACGAUGGAGUUAAAUUUACGUGUCCUGCCACCAAAUUGCCGCUGGAUGUCCGAGUCGUUUGUCACAAAUACAUUUGCCUCAUUUCCGGAAAAUCGUAAUGCCCACAAUAAGGUUUUCGGUGGUUUCUUGAUGCGCAACGCCUUGGAAAUCAGUUGGGUAUGCGCCAAUAUCUAUUGUAAAACCGCCAAACCAAAAAUUGAACACAUUUGUGAUAUUAGUUUUGAAAAGCCCGUCAGUGUAAAUUCUUUCAUUAAAAUGAACGCCUAUGUUGUCUAUACCGAAGUGAAUUAUUUGCAAAUAAUGACUGUGGCGGAUAUUAUUGAUUCGGUAACGGGCGAUCAAUUGACCUCAAAUGUUUUCUAUUAUACAUAUUCGGCAUCGGAACAGGUGCCCGAGGUAUUGCCAAGAUCCUAUCAUGAAACUAUGUGGUAUAUUCAGGGACGCAGGAAAUUCAAAUAUGCCUUGAGUUUGGAAUAAAACCGACUGAAUGCUAC